Molecule: messenger RNA, 1851 nt
Organism: Cyphellophora europaea CBS 101466
Lineage: Eukaryota; Fungi; Ascomycota; Eurotiomycetes; Chaetothyriales; Cyphellophoraceae
Exons: 1
Coding region: 1-1851 (616 amino acids)
Biological process (GO): iron ion transport; intracellular iron ion homeostasis; copper ion import
Cellular component (GO): plasma membrane
Molecular function (GO): ferric-chelate reductase activity
Source: RefSeq, a predicted model, not a curated record
AUGUCACACCUCGUCCCUCUGGCCCUCUUGGCGUCAGCUGCCGCCGCAGCUCCUGCUGGAGGCAAUCAACAGAACGCCGAAACUCAAGAGUAUCUCACGUACCUCAACAAGAACCUCUCAGAGAACUAUGCCUGGUCCCUGCUGGCCUUCGCGGCCUGCAUCUUCAUCUACCGCAGUUCCGUCCGCGUAUACGCACAUAUGAGACAUCUCGCCAGCUUGACUGCCACAUCACAGAAAUAUUUCGCAGAAGGCGACUCGCGUGUCAACUGGCUCAAGCGCCAUAUUCUGUAUGCACCCACAUUCCGUCACAAGCGGGCGACAGAGAUCCAGUUUCACCGGUACCUCAACUUUGGCAGCAUCCCGACUCGUUUCCAGACCGUCUUUAUCACCGCCUGCAUUGUCGUCAACGUCUGGGCUUGCUGUUGGGAGGUGCCCUGGAAUGAUGAGCGUCUCCAAGUUCUUCCCAUCCUCCGCAACCGGACGGGCACCCUCUCUGUCGCCAACCUGGUCCCCGUCCUGAUCAUGGCCACGAUCAAGAACCCACUCAUCGAGAUUCUCGACAUUUCUUACGACACCUUCAACUUGAUGCACCGAUGGCUCGGACGGCUCUGCAUCCUGCAAGGCGUUGCUCAUACCGUGUGCUACAUGAUUGCUAAGGUCGAGAAGGAAGGCUGGGAAGGUCUGAACAAGUCAGUCCAGCAUGAGUUCAUCUAUGCCGGUCUCGCUGCUACCAUUGGCUUCGUCAUGUUGUUCUUCCAGGCUCCCAAAGUCGUGCGAUCGUGGGCAUAUGAGGUGUUCCUACACGCCCACUUCAUCAUAGUAGCGGUAACGUUCGCCUUUCUGUGGAUCCAUCUUCUGGAGUAUCCCCAACUUGCCUUCCUCAUCGCCAGCAUCGCGAUCUGGGCUGCAACCCGUGGAUGGCGCUUCGCCACUCUCGCCUACCGUACAUGGGGAGGCUCCGGCCGCUGCCAGGCUGAGGUCGAGGCCCUGCCUGGUGAUGCUCUUCGGGUCACGCUUACAACCCCUCGCCCCUGGAAGUACAAGUCCGGCCAGUCUCUGUACCUCACCAUCCCAUCUGUCGGCCUCUGGACUGCGCAUCCCUUUUCGAUUGCCUGGAGUGAUGCUGAGCAUGGUCUGUCUCGCUCCACAACUGUGAAAAGAUCCAAUACCGUCAAAGCAUUUGUUGAUCCCGAAAAGGCACCCAUCGUUCGAUCGCGACCCAAGUCAUCAGAGAUGGAAAAGGCUACAUACUCGCUUGUCAUCAAGGCCAGAACCGGUAUGACAGGAAAACUCUACGAUCGUGUUGCCCGUUCCAAUGGUCCUGAGCCUGGCAAGAUGACGUUCAAUGCCUGCAUUGAAGGGCCUUAUGGUGGCGAUCGAAGCAUGGCCAGCUAUGGCACCGUUAUGCUCUUUGCCAGUGGCGUUGGUAUCACGCACCAGAUUCCUUACAUCAAGCAGCUCCUGGAAGGCUACAACGAUGGUACCGUUGCCGCCCGCAGAGUUACUCUGGUGUGGUCAGUCACUUCCACCGAUUGCUUAGAAUGGAUCCGGCCUUGGAUGCACGAGAUCCUUGGCAUUGAGAACCGACGCGAUGUGCUCAAGAUCAUCCUCUACAUUACUCGCGCAGGUCUCAGCCAACCGAUUCGCUCACCCAGUGAGACGGUGAAGAUGCUGAGAGGCCGGCCGGAUGUGCAAUCAUUGAUGGAGGUUGAGGCUGAGGAGCAGUUGGGCUGCGUUGGCGUCAGCGUCUGUGCUGGAGGCGGUCUCGCCGAUGAGGUCAGACGGGCGACGCGUGUCCUUUUGUCCAAAGGGAGCAACGUUGAGUUUGUGGAAGAGGGAUUCGGCUGGUAG